GCAUCUUCUUUUUUCCUGGUGGAAAGACUCCACGAGCCGCGUACUGUCCUUUUACUCUAUAACUUCACCAGAUGGGGAGAAAAAUUCCUGAAGGUGCUCCCUAAAUUCAGUUUGAAGCAAACGCUGGCCCUAGUGACCGAUUACAACUCUCUAAUGAAGGAUUUCCCAUUGAAUGAAUUGGUAUCGGCUUCCGAUUUGGACUCGAUCAAAAUUGCUCUGGGUAACGUCUUCGGGCAUAUGAAGAAGAUUAGAGCUACUAAGUAUCCAGUACUCGGUACUCGUCGUCUAAUGCAUAUUUCUAUUGUCGAAUUUGAUCAGCUUAUGAUGCAAUGUAUACAGUUGUUCAAUAAGUGGGAUGAUGAAUAUGACAGAUUUAUCGCUCUCCUUCGUGAUAUAUCAAAAAAGAAACGCGACGAACCUGUGAAACUUAUGUGGAAGGUGUUACCCCUGCACAAGAAGCUCGAAGGACGUCUUGUUCAGAUAAAGGCGUUCAGAAAGUUUGUUCUUCAGAUUGCUGUUUUCGUCAUUGACAGACGAUCUAAAGACGGAAAACCUCAUCUGCAUCUUAAAGUCAACUUUAGUCCGGAAAGCAUUGUGUUACACAAGGAGGUUCGAAAUCUGAAAAACAUGGGUUUCCGUAUCCCAUUGAAGGUGGUGAACGCUGCUCAUCAGGCCAAUCAGAUCUAUCCGUUUGCUAUCAGCUUGCUUGAGUCCACGCGGACCUACGAGUCAAUUAACGAGCGGCUUGCGCAAAAGACUGGAAUAGACACGUUGAUUGCAAGCUACAAGAAGGACAUACAGUCGCAAAUUGCUGAUGGCUAUCAGUUGAAUUGGGAGUCCUACAAGAUUGAUCCGUACGUCACUAAACUUGCUGACACGGUCAACAACUAUCAGGAGCGGGUUGAAGACCUGAUUCUCAUUGCUGACAAUAUCGAAGUUGAUUUGGCGGCAUUGGAUACAUGUCAAUAUAACGCUGUCACCAUUGGUGCGCAAUUGGCUUCUAUUCAGAAGUCAGUUGAUCAGCUGGCACUUGGCAACUAUUCGAAUUUGACACAGUGGGUGGAUAAGUUGGACAAGAAG
Molecule: messenger RNA, 1080 nt
Organism: Ostertagia ostertagi
Lineage: Eukaryota; Metazoa; Nematoda; Chromadorea; Rhabditida; Trichostrongylidae
Source: the annotation of a GenBank genome assembly